AUGAGCCCCUUUACCUUGGGUCUACUGAGUCUCCUCACGCUGACACUUGUCUCGUCUGCUGCUUCUGCUCUACCUCAACUCAGUUCGCCUCUAGGUCCUGUGGUCAACCUUGGAUAUGCUGCGUUUGUGGGAAAUUCCACGUCUCCGACAGGUCGGGUUAACAGUCCAGUAACUUUCUUUGGCGGGAUACCCUAUGCGCAGCCUCCAGUUGAAAACCUGCGCUUCCGAGGCCCUGCUCCUCUAGAUGAAAGUAUCGUAAACGGCGGAAGUGUUCCAAUUACAGAUGCACGUAAUUGGGGUUUUCCUUGCAUUCAGCAACCAGCGCAAGUCGGAAUAGGUGAAGAAGACUGCCUAACGAUCAAUGUUUGGAAACCAAGUGACGCAAAAGAGGGCGAUAAGCUGCCUGUAAUUGUAUACAUUCAUGGAGGUGGAUUCUAUUACGGCACACCGCAAGGCUUCCCAUUGUAUGAUUGGGUAAACCAAUCGAACCCGAAGAUCGUUGGAGUAUCCUUUGGUUAUCGUCUCAAUCUAUUCGGGUUUCUAGCGGGAAGCUCAGUGCAAGCAGAUGGCGACUUGAAUGCAGGGCUUCUCGACCAGCGAGCUGCUCUAGAAUGGAUUCAGCGACACAUUGCAAGCUUUGGCGGUGAUCCAGACCAUGUGACAAUUGAUGGCGAGAGUGCAGGGGGUGGAAGUGUUUUAAUGCAUAUUGCCGCUUAUGGGGGUUCUAAACCUCUGCCUUUCAAGCGCGGGAUAGGACAAUCGAUUGGCUAUAACUCCGCACCCACAGCAGAUGAAGCUGAAGCACGUUUUAAAACCGUCACGGGGGUUGUUGGAUGUCCAGAUUCCGGUCCGCGAGCUAUGACUUGUCUUCGGAAGGCUUCAAUCGGCGCUCUCGUAGCCGCCGUAAACGCUGUUCCGCCAACUUCCAUUGUACCGGUCGUCGACGGUCCCGAUGGGAUCCUUCCGGAGUUGCCUAGUGCAUUAAUUUCGUCCGGAAAAUUCAGAACGGUUGAUUUCCUGGGUGGACACUGUACAACCGAAGGACGCACUAUCUUGGAAGUACCUCCUCAGGAUAUUACCACAGAUGCAGAUAUUAUACGGUAUUUAUUCCAGGAAUGGGCCCCUCAUGUAACAAAUGAGACAAUCGAGAAAGCUUUUUCUCUGUAUCCGGCACCCGGAACUCCUAGCAGUCCGUAUGCUACGCAGUAUGACCGUGCAUGGACUAUGGCUCAAGAACUUCACCUUGGCUGUGCAGAUUGGUUCUUGGCGGACAACCUACAGCGCAAAGGCGCAAAGAAUGUCUUCACAUAUCGAUUCGACUCUCCAAACCCCGUCUUGCUCGCGCAAACGCCGUGGCAAGGUGUCAUGCAUACAUCUGAUCUUUUCUAUUUGUUCUCUGGUACAACCUCGGCGCCAAAUGCAGGAUUCAUUUUCACUGCGUUCAACAGCACCGAGGCUGUCCUCUCAAGGGAAUCAAUCGCAUUCUGGACGUCAUUCGUAUCCUCUGGUAAUCCGUCGGCUUCUCGAGAAGCGAUAUCACCUGAAUGGAUGCCGUUCUCGACCGGAGGACGAAUGGUUCUUAGUCAGCCAACGAAUUCGAGUUUGAUGAUGAGUGCUUCGAUGAUGGAGGUCACACCACCCGAUGAGAUUGAACGAUGCAAGUUCUGGAUGUCAGUAAAUGUGACGGCUCAGACGAGAAUCUGAAGAAGGUGACCGACUGACCAUUCGCAUUCCGUGUCUUCGCAUAGUCGGAAUGUAGUGUCACAAUGCAAUGUGUGCGGUCAGCUGCACAUUUCAAAAUAUAUUUAACAGAACCAUCUUUUUACACGAGUGCCCACUUGUCCGUUUGCCCGUUCGUGUGUUUGGUUCAGUACUAGUCGAAGUCGGAGCCGCACUUUCUCCUAAUCAUUUUUAGCUAUACUUUUGUGUGACGGCCCCAGCUUGUUCCCAACUAUGUUUCUCAGCGAAAGUUCGCUGUGCCUUCGUUUCCAGUGCAUGCAAUCCGUCUCCGUUUUAUGUCCC
Fomitiporia mediterranea MF3/22 is the source of this 2022-nucleotide messenger RNA. RefSeq names its product alpha/beta-hydrolase. Bases 1 to 1704 code for a protein of 567 amino acids. The record is from RefSeq and is a predicted model, not a curated record. Lineage: Eukaryota; Fungi; Basidiomycota; Agaricomycetes; Hymenochaetales; Hymenochaetaceae. The transcript has 14 exons.